GUAAAUAGUACUGAUUGUGCCAGUGUAGUUAAUAGUUUGUUUUUGUAAUUUGAGCAAGUUUUGUGUCGAAUUUAUGUUGAUAAGGAAAAAGUGACGUCAUCUGUCUCAAAAUGUUACGACACGCGUCCGCUGUUUUUGUAAUUUUCAUAUUGCAAAUGUGUGAUGCGUACAGAAUUUUGCUUUUAUUUCCAAUGCCUGGUUUAAGUCACAAUAUCCUGGGGGAAAAUAUGGCUAGACAUUUACUAAAUGCUGGUCACGAGGUUAUUUUUGUAACACCAUUCAUUAGUAAAAAUUCUCAUCCGAAUUUGACUCAGAUCGACGUCAGUGAAAAUUUAAAUGUUCAAUCCCAUUUAGAUCUAUACAAUAUACAGUCAAUUUUAGACAAUACUAGUCACCUAAGAUCUCCUAUAACAAUGUUUAAUUAUAUGGCCGAACUGGCAUAUCGGACAUUAGAGAACUCCGAUGUGGCCGAGUUGUUUAAGGACACAAAUCAAAAGUUUGAUGUAGUGAUAGCUGAAUGGAUGUUCAGCGAUAUCUACGCUGGGGUAGCAACUUUAUACGAUUGUCCGUUAAUUUGGGUGUCUACUAUGGAGCCCCAUAUGAUGUCUCUGUCUCUAGUGGAUGAACCAACAAAUCCGUCAUACACGGCAGACCUUGCGUCCAGUGCUAUACCGCCAUUUUCUUUCCUGGAGCGAGUGGAAGGCUUAUUUAGUCAGAUUUUAGUAAGGAUUUUCCAGACUUUCUAUCUCAAUGGGAAAUAUGAGACAGAUUAUAAAAGAAUAUUUACACCGUAUUUGAUUCAACGAGGGAAAGCUGUACCUUCAUUUUAUGAUGUGGUGUCCAACGCGUCUCUAGUUCUAAGCAAUUCGCACGUGUCUAUUGGUCAAGCUAUAAGGUUACCGCAGAAUUACAUACCAAUUGGCGGAUAUCAUGUGAAUGAAGAUGUGAAGCUAUUACCAGCCGAUCUUAAACAAUUGUUGGAUAAUGCAAAAAAUGGCCUUAUCUACUUCAGCCUGGGAACGAACGUCAAGAGUAAAGAUCUACCGAGCGUAAUAAAACAAGGCUUGUUAGGUGUAUUCGCUAGUCUGAAACAGACGGUACUAUGGAAAUUUGAGGAGAAACUACCUAACGUGCCGUCAAACGUUCGUAUUGUUAAUUGGGCCCCGCAGCAAAGUAUUUUAGCUCAUCCGAAUUGCGUUCUGUUUAUCACUCACGGUGGUUUACUUUCUACGACCGAAGCCAUCCAUUUUGGAAAGCCUGUGAUAGGGAUCCCGGCUUUUGGUGAUCAGUUUGUGAACAUUGACAGGGCUGUAAAGAAGGGAUAUGCUAAAAGAGUAGAUCUGUCCUACUUUAUGGUUAAGGAACUCAAGCGUGCUAUUAUUGACGUUCUCAAUGAUCCUAGGUACAAAAAUAAGGCAAAGGAGCUGUCAGCCAUAUACCACGACCGGCCGGUGUCGCCGGGCCGCGAGCUGGUGCACUGGGUGCGGCACGUGGCGAGCACGCACGGCGCCGCACACCUCCGCUCGCCCGCGCUGCACGUGCCGUGCUACCAGAAGUACUACUUGGAUCUGGCAGCACUUAUUAUAGCUAUUGUAAUAGCUGUUAAACAACUUAUUAAAUGUUUGUUCUGUUCCAACAAGAGAAGUACAAAGAAGAAAAGAAUAACAUACAUAACAGGGUUUCCUUUGGAAAAUGAAGACGAAACAAAACUGCGACAAAUAAACAUAAAGAGCAACUUUGACGCAUUUCCAGAUGGUGGAGCUUUUGAUAUUAGCACUGUCAUUGACAAAGGUAUAGAAGUAAAUGACGCUCAAGCUAUGCAAGACUUUGCUGUGUAUAAUGCAUUCAUGACUUUUGAGAACAAAGAUGUCAAAGCGCUGAUGGAAGAUCCCAAACAAGAGUUUGAUCUCGUGAUUGCUGAUUUAUAUGAAACUGAAAUAUAUGCUGCAUUUUCAGCACUUUACAAUUGUCCGAUGAUUUGGAGUUAUUCCAUGGGAGUACACUGGCAAGUUUUACGGCUGAUCGACGAACCGACCAAUCCGGCGUACACAGCUGACUACCUCUCGUUUAAUUUACCACCGUUUAAUUUUAUUGUGAGGCUUCAGGAAUUAUGGGCGCAGAUAAAGUGGCAAUGGAUAAAAUGGUAUUCAACCACACCAAAAGAAAUAUAUACAUAUGAGAAAUAUUUCGGCCCACUUAUAGAGAAACGAGGCAGAACAUUGCCGAAUUAUCAUGAGUUAAUUUAUAAUGCUUCGAUGAUACUGGCCAAUGACUACAACGCGUUCGGUAAUAUACCGAGUACCCCACAAAACUUUAAGUUGAUUGGUGGCUAUCACAUUGCAACUCACACACAACCACUGCCGAAGGAUUUGCAGAGUCUAAUGGACAGUUCAACAAACGGUGUUAUUUAUUUCAGCAUGGGUUCAACACUAAAAAGCAAAGACAUACCUAAACCUAUAGUUGAAAAUAUUCUAAAAAUAUUUGGGAGUUUAAAGCAAACUGUAAUAUGGAAGUUUGAGGAGAAACUACAUAAUUUGCCCAAAAACGUACAUAUCAUGUCCUGGGCACCACAACCAAGCAUUUUAGCUCAUCCAAAAUGUUUAUUCUUCAUCUCCCACGGAGGCCAGUUGUCAUCGAGCGAGUCUGUUCACUUUGGAAUACCUAUCAUCGGCAUACCGAUUUAUAUGGACCAAUUCGUGAACGUAGAGAAAGCAGUCAGUAGAGGUUACGCUAUCAGAGUUCAUUUUACUCGUAAUUUAGCGAGCGACUUGAAAACAGCUAUUGACAGGAUGCUUAAUGAGCCAAAAUACAGGCAGAGGGCAAAGGAGCUGUCAGCCAUAUACCACGACCGGCCGGUGUCGCCGGGCCGCGAGCUGGUGCACUGGGUGCGGCACGUGGCGAGCACGCGCGGCGCCGCACACCUCCGCUCGCCUGCGCUGCACGUGCCGUGCUACCAGAAGUACUACCUCGAUCUGAUUUUUUUACUUACUAUAGUCAAUAUAACCUUCUUUGUUGUAAUAAAAAUUAUUUAUAAGAAAUGUAAGAGUAAAAAGAAAGAAAAAAGUAAUUAAAACCGUUUCAAAAUAUAUUAAAGAUUUUGAAACGGUUAAAGAUUAAAAGAUUUCCGAUUGUCAUCUCAUUUCGGUAACGAAGGUUCAUUGAAAGACAAACAUUUGAAUACAAUUUAUAUUAAUAACAUAAUUACAUAUAUUUAAUGUCAAAAAAUAAAACUUAUUGUUUAAUCGGAAUCACAAAUAAUAAUACUAGGCAUUAAUACUUAACAAUAUUCAAUUAAUUAUAAUAAAAAUUGUAUUAUCAUUUUUUAUAUUAAAUGUAAAUUAAUUAUUCUCAAUUAUUCGUUAAUAAAGAUGUAUUCGAUUAUUUAAAAAACUGCAUUGUAAUUAAUUUUUUUAUUUUAAUAAACAAUUGAAAGUAAGGUUUACAUAGUAUUUUUGAUAACAGUCUGAUACGAUUUGAUGACGAUUUUAUAGUUGAUCAUUUUAUAGUUACUUUACAUGCACUAACAUAUAUUAACUUAGUAAACCUAAUAUAACAAAAGUACGUGAAAUUAGUAAUGCAUUUAUUUGCAUAAGAAAGUGAUUUUCAUGUUUUUUUUUUUUUUUUAUAUAAUUCUUUAUUUUAUUUUAUUGCAAAUCACAACAUGAGAAUUCUUUGUUUAACUCACAAGAUAAAUUAACCACAAUAUUUUUAGGAACAGAAUAAGAAAAUGUCUUGACAAUUAUAUCUACCAUAAUAAUAUACAUAAAGAUUUUUUUCAAUUGAACAUACAUUAUUAUUUCUUAUAUAUAUAUAGACACCAUUUAUUUGCAAUUAAAUUAUAUUAACCAUCACCAUUUAAUUAUCACAUUUGGUCAAAGAAAAUAAAAAUUAAAAAUAAUAAUAACAAGUAAAUAACCCCCGUACUGAUCACAUUGCGCGGAAGAUUGGUCAUAAAAGUCAAUGUAACGCCAUAGAACACUCGCGUCCAGUGUCUAUACGGACGCUAAAACUACAUAUUAAAAUUUUUAUUGUAGAGAUUGGUUUAUAGAAGUGCACUUCAAAAUCGAUCUAAAGCAAUCUAUAAAAUUAAUGUUUUUAAAUAAUAUUUCUCAAAUUUUUGAGAUACCGUCCA
Molecule: messenger RNA, 4132 nt
Organism: Galleria mellonella (greater wax moth)
Lineage: Eukaryota; Metazoa; Arthropoda; Insecta; Lepidoptera; Pyralidae
Exons: 16
Coding region: 111-3071 (986 amino acids)
Molecular function (GO): UDP-glycosyltransferase activity
Source: RefSeq, a predicted model, not a curated record